CCUUUUUUUUUUUUUUUUUUUUUUUUGCCAAUCGCCAUCCCACGACAGCCUACCCGGAGGAAAGGAGUCGGGGAGGGGAACGCGAGGACACACCCGCAUAUACUGUACCCGCUGUACGCGGCGAGGAUGCUGUAGACAACAUGAUGAGGUGACUAUCAUCGACUGUCCCAUAUUGGAAAAUUCAUGUUUUUUGAACCCCAUCCCUGCAUGAAGCCAGGAGACCUGAGUGUCGCAGCUGCGUUUUCACCUCCCUGAUCACAGCAGGAGCUUUAACUCACAGCUGCAAUGAAGAAGAUGUCAGCAGUCAGACCAUAGCUGACAUCCUGUGGGCAUCAGGUCUUUACGGUGUUGAGCCCCCUCCCUCUCCUGGCUCCUGCCUGCAGUUCUCCAGGCUGCAGGACCCAGACUCCCUGAAAAGUGCAGGCCUCCUCUCCUUGCAGAAUGACUGUUGCCACAGGCGACCCCUCUGACGAGGCAGCUGCGCAUCCGGGUCACCCGCAGGAUUACGACCCGGAGGCUGACCAUGAGUGCUGCGAGAGGGUGGUCAUCAACAUAUCAGGGCUGCGCUUUGAGACCCAACUUAAAACGCUCUCUCAGUUCCCCGAGACACUGCUGGGGGACCCUAAAAAGAGAAUGCGGUACUUCGACCCGCUGAGGAACGAGUACUUCUUUGACCGGAACAGACCCAGCUUUGACGCCAUAUUGUAUUAUUAUCAAUCAGGGGGCCGGCUCAGACGGCCAGUCAACGUCACCCUCGACAUUUUCUCAGAGGAAAUCCGCUUCUAUGAGCUGGGUGAGGAGGCCAUAGAGAUGUUCAGAGAAGAUGAAGGUUUUAUCAAGGAGGAAGAGCGCCCCCUUCCAGAUAAUGAAUUUCAGAGACAGGUAUGGCUGCUCUUUGAGUAUCCAGAGAGCUCAGGUCCUGCUAGGAUUAUUGCCAUAAUCUCUGUCAUGGUUAUCCUGAUAUCUAUAGUCAGCUUCUGUUUGGAGACCCUCCCCAUUUUCCGCAACGAUGAGGACGACAUGCACAAGGCUCACGCUGCAGUCUUCUCACCUGAGACCAACACCACCAUCAUCAGGUACACCUCCACCUACUUCACUGACCCCUUUUUUGUCCUGGAAACUCUCUGCAUCAUAUGGUUUUCCUUUGAGUUCCUGGUGCGGUUCUUCGCCUGCCCCAGCAAAGCGGGUUUCUUUGUGAAUAUAAUGAACAUUAUUGACAUCGUCGCCAUCAUCCCUUACUUCAUCACACUGGGCACUGAGCUCGCAGACAGGCCAGAUGACGGUCAAGCAGGUCAGCAAGCCAUGUCUCUAGCCAUUCUAAGGGUCAUCCGUUUGGUACGGGUCUUCAGAAUUUUCAAGCUCUCUCGUCACUCCAAGGGGCUUCAGAUUUUGGGUCAGACCCUAAAAGCCAGCAUGAGGGAGCUGGGUCUGCUAAUCUUUUUCCUCUUCAUUGGAGUCAUCCUUUUCUCCAGCGCUGUUUACUUUGCUGAAGCUGACGAGCCCGAGUCACAGUUUGAGAGCAUCCCAGAUGCUUUUUGGUGGGCCGUGGUGUCCAUGACCACGGUUGGCUACGGUGACAUGGUCCCGACAACCAUCGGUGGGAAAAUCGUGGGCUCCCUCUGUGCCAUUGCUGGUGUGCUGACCAUUGCCCUGCCGGUACCUGUCAUUGUGUCCAACUUCAACUACUUCUAUCACCGUGAGACUGAAGGUGAAGAGCAGGCUCAGUACCUACAGGUCAACGUGCCUAAGUCGGACUCCGCAGAGGAGCUGAAGAAGAGCCGGAGUGGCUCCACCAUCAGUAAAUCAGACUAUAUGGAGAUCCAGGAGGCCGUGAACAACAGCAACGAGGACUUCCAGACGGGCAACUGCACACUGGCCAACACAAAUUAUGUAAACAUCACCAAGAUGCUGACCGACGUGUAGUCAUCUGCUGGUUUUCUUGAUCACGAGAGUGGGAAAAUGUGGAGCCGAGCAUCACGAUGGGACAGCUGUACCCCCACCUCCUCACGAGAGCUGGGAAAAUCAUGGCAAUAGAAAUCAGGACGUCAAUGAUGAUGAUAGACAGCUAAAAAAAAAAGUUACAUAGGCGUUUUUUGAUCUGCUCUCAUCCUGUCGUCAACUUGCUGUAAGAACUCCUGAUUACUGUCGAAGAGGGUGAAAUUUUCCAGUUUCAUAUUUCUGCAUGGAUCUGGCUUCAUCUGUGUGGCUUUACAAAAAAAAGAACAAAACAAUGAAAAACAACAACAAAACACGUACCAAACUCGUUCUGUUGAUGACAGUAGCCAACAAAAGGAGAAGACACAGCGAGAUAGAAGAAGAAAAAAAAAAGCUUGAAAAGCAGCACAAACACCUCAAAGCUUGCUUCAGCCGCCGCCCCGCGCUUUCUCAUUCCCCUACACACUGCUCUGCCCUGCACUUUCUGAGGAGCCCGAAUCGCUCGCUACAUAUGCUGCUUCCUGGAGCCACUGGAACAAAAUAAUAAUAAUAACAAUUUAAAAAAAGAACUGUCUUAAGCCACAUCGUUAGAUAAGAGGACAUACGAGUGUAGAGGAAGCUCACUGCGGUCGGCCUGUCAGUGACGUUUGAUGAGGUGGUUAAAUACACCGCCUUAUAUCGAGGAUGAAUGAAAGCCAUCGGCGCUAAGCUAAUGGUUUGACACCUUCUUUUCCCAGUAGACAUCAGUAUCUGAUGAAUGACUGAGAAUGGCCUUGACUUUUCAAUGCUUUUGGUCCUACGUGUACUGUAUGUAUCACAAAAUGCAAGCUUUUAGCCCCCCACCCCCCGCCCCCGUUUCCACCCAUACACAUUCACCCAGACUGGUCUUACUGCAGAGCUUUGAGGACAGCUUGAAUGUUUCCUUCUUGUUUAGAUUGAUUUUCCACACACACACGUUGUUCAUGUAGACACCGUAGACAGGCUUACUGUGACUAAACUGACGGCAGGUUAGAAAAGGUAGGUGCUGUUCGUAGUAAAACUUAGUGCGUAGAUAAUUGCAUGACGUUUCUAUCUCGAUGAGAAAAUUCACUUAACUGCCACUUGCUUCUUCACACCACUGUAUAUUUGUCCGUACACUGCCUUCUAUACAGAAUCUAAGGGUUUUUACAGAAAGCCUGCUGGUAGCUCUUUAAAGAUGUAAUAAACUAAAGCUGUAUGUUAAAGGAUUUCUUAAGGAAUAAUCAGGAGGUCCAUUCUGUCCUGAGCAGGAAGUUUGAAGACCUCAUCAGUAGUAACAUUCCACGUAGGAAUCAUCAUCAGCCGAACUGUGAUUUCAGGCGUUACCGCACACCUUAGGCGUGGGCUUAUCUAAUCUCAUCCGCAAACGUGGUAGACUCGCAGCGUUGUCCUUUUCGUGGGUUCAUCACACGAUGAUAUCAUCUUCCUCCUGAGCAAAGUCGUAGACUUUAAGAACUUGUGCGUAGAAUUAUGCUUCCCCCAGAUAAAACUGCCUCUUUUUUUUUACUUUUUUUUUAUCAGAGAUUAAGCUACUCGCAUAGUGUUGCAUGACCUCAGAACAUUCCUAGAAGCAUGCAUUUAAGAUUAAAGAAGAAGAAACAAGCCUCUGAGACAAGAAUAACCAUUAUCAUAGAUUUAUUUAUUUCUAAUAUAUAUAUAUAUUAAAAUAAAUACAUGGAUAAAAGCAUAUAUGUAUAAAGAAGAACAAAUACGGUGCACAUAUACUUUUAUUAGAGAAAGUAAAUAACUAAAGGGAGGAAGAGACUUUCCACAUCUUGAAGGUCAUCGCCCUGUUUUGAUUUUUAAUGGUACUUGUACUCGUUCCCAGCACUGUAGUACGUGCUGCAGUUUCCCUCUGUGUGCCAGGGAAACACUUACUGGACGGUUCAGUAGUCACUGAAAGGCAAGUCGUUGUUCAAAACAAUACAUACAUCAACCCUAAACUGACUUUUAGACCAGAAAGCUUUUAUUGGCCCGGCUGAAUUUAAAUGGAGUCUGGCCGUCCUCAGAGAUGUCUCUGAUGCCAGGAGCUCAAUCUGUCUUCAAAAGUUGGCAGUAAAUGUGGUGAUUCCGGGACCGGGUCCAGCUCGGGUUUUUUUUUUCUCCACAGCCCUCACGCAGCCAAGGUAACGGUCAAAGACAGAAACAUCAAUAUUGGAAGUGAUAAUUAGCCGCAGUGUAGCAGACCUUUGGCUAACCUACCCUACGCGUCCUACGGGGGCAGCGCCAGAGAAGCUCUCCAGUGUCUGUCUCCUCUGUCUUUGUCCUUGAACCUUCUGUCUUUCUCCAUCUUUCUGUGGAUGUCAAAGGUCAUUGGAAAGGUGACAAAUAAGUUUGUAGCAAGCACUAUCUGAAUGAUUUCCAUCAUCAAGGAUGUAUUUUUUAUUUAUUUUUUUGCUAUUUCUUGUUAUUCUUAUUCUUGGUACUUUUAUUCUUCAAUGUGAGCCGGAGACGUUGGCGUUUAUAAGUGUUAUUUAAAGAUUUUCAUGGACGAACUUGAACAAAAAGGUGAGUUUUAUCAAUUGAAGGGUCAGGACCCUGAGGGUAAACCCGAUUAUUAUCUAAUCAGCAAUAUUCCCAUUAUUCUGAACUAAGGAAGAGUUUAAUGUAUUUUUAUGUUAUAUUUAUUAACUCUGUUGUUUAUUUAUAUUCCUCUUAUUGAUAAUAUUAUUUUUGUGGUAUGUAAGUUUAUUCAGAGUUGUGUGUGUGAGUGUGUGUGAGUGAGAGAGAAGAAGAAGCACUGAAGGUUGGUGUUUUAUGUCAUGGUUGUACGGCUGCAUUUAUGCAAGAGUCAUUUCCAUAUAUAUAUAUAUAUAUAUAUAUAUAUAUAAAUGAAACAAAACAAAAUAGUCUGACCAAAAAUAUCCAUCUAUGCAUGAACACGCAUCAAAUCUCUCCACGUACUUCACCGUCGGUUUGCAUUGCUCCAAUAUUAGUCACAUGACUGCACUGUACCUCAGCUGAAUUCACUGUAGCACAUUCACUCAUACACUACAACAACAUGGUGGAAGAGAAGAAGAAUUCUGCUUGAAAAGGCAGAAACAAAUGACAUCCUGUUUUUUUGGUUGUUGUUUUUUCUUCAUUGGAGGCAAAAUUAAGAUGAAAUCAUUUACGUUUGGGGGAGACUAGGGAGCGUCUAAAAAUACCUGUCUCACCUGCUGAGUGACGCACCAAAAGGUGCACUCAGUGACAAAAGCAGUGGAUCUGCUGAGAAACCUGUGCAGAAAGAUCAGCGGUUUCUAUUUGUGAUGUUAAACAAAGGUUUAAAGUGCAGAUUUGUACAUGUAGUAAAACCUGGUGGAGCGUUUGACACAGUUGUGCAAAGGUGAAGUACUUCUUUCACACUCACACUAUUUUUUAGUUCCUGAAGCACAGGGUUUUCUUUGGACUGGAUCAGCAGCUCUUUAC
Messenger RNA from Cynoglossus semilaevis (tongue sole), 5361 nucleotides. Its product is annotated as potassium voltage-gated channel subfamily A member 2. NCBI's taxonomy places the organism in Eukaryota, Metazoa, Chordata, Actinopteri, Pleuronectiformes, Cynoglossidae. Gene Ontology annotation, molecular function: protein binding; delayed rectifier potassium channel activity. Bases 442 to 1923 code for a protein of 493 amino acids. The transcript is spliced from 2 exons. Gene Ontology annotation, cellular component: juxtaparanode region of axon; axon terminus; membrane. The record is from RefSeq and is a predicted model, not a curated record. Gene Ontology annotation, biological process: potassium ion transmembrane transport; action potential; protein homooligomerization.